GAAAAACCCCAUCCACAAGAGGUGUUGAGGAGACUCACUCCACUGAAGGGGAAGAGCCUUCCCAAACAACAACAGUUUCUCCAUUUGAUCAACGUCUCCAUCCAGUACGACCAGCGAGGAUGCAGGGCUGCACAGUACAGAGUAUACGGCUACUCCCUCCUCAGCAUUUACGACGACGAGCGGAACAUCAAGUACUGCGCCAGCGGAGACCUCGGGAACCACCUCCAGCACACCAUCAUUCGUGUUCCAGACCACCGGAGUUCCUUUGGUCCUACCCAACCUACUGUCACUGUAACUCCAAAAGAAGAUCAUACUAAUACUACCAUAACUGCUGCAACUACAACGUCCGCAGCACCGACGUCUCCAAAGUCCAGCACUGCGUCAACCACUGUCUCAUCCACGAGUAAGCCCGAAUCAACACCAAUUGCCCACGAAUUCGUUACUACUGAGCCGUUAUCCGAGCCCCCAGUUCAGUUCACUGGAACCACCAAUGAAGUCGAGACGUCCUCGAAACCUUCUACAGCCAAACUGUCACCUGAAAUGGCAACUGAAUUCACCGGACCUGGUGAUGAAAUCGACACUUUCUCGACGUCGUCGGGUACAUUGCCACCGGUGACCCAGCCUUUUGAAACAUCCCUCGAAGUUGGGCCUGGAGAAGAAGUUGAAAGAACGAAAAGGCCCGAGGAUGGCCAACAGUCGACCUUGUCCGAAUCAUCCGUUCCAACAUCAACCGACGUUAGCGAGACAGGCAAAAGAACCGAUGAACAAGUUGGUGUGACAACAAAAGCGACAUCGAGCAGUCGGCAACCUGCUGUAACGGAGUCACCUUCUGAACGACCUGUUCAGUUAACAGGAUUCGGUGAUGAAACCGAAGUAACUCCAAAUCCAUCCACGCCUACUACUGCGGCGUCAACUACUAGAACAUCAGUUAGGAUCGUUGGACCUACUGAUGAACCAGGAGUAACUUCAAGACGAACAACUAGCCCUCCAGUGGUUAUUGAUGAAAUAAUGAAACCUGAUCAUGUGCACCCAGCAGAUGAAUCAGUACAUAAAACCUCAAGGAAACCUACUACUCCUGGAUCUGCUUCCAGUCCGCAUGAAGGGCCU
This is a messenger RNA of Haemonchus placei, 1107 nucleotides long. NCBI's taxonomy places the organism in Eukaryota, Metazoa, Nematoda, Chromadorea, Rhabditida, Trichostrongylidae. The record is from the annotation of a GenBank genome assembly.